Messenger RNA from Lycium ferocissimum, 1249 nucleotides. RefSeq lists its product as uncharacterized. Gene Ontology annotation, cellular component: mitochondrion. Gene Ontology annotation, biological process: mitochondrial respiratory chain complex I assembly; biosynthetic process. The coding region runs from base 142 to 1044 and encodes 300 amino acids. NCBI's taxonomy places the organism in Eukaryota, Viridiplantae, Streptophyta, Magnoliopsida, Solanales, Solanaceae. The record is from RefSeq and is a predicted model, not a curated record. The transcript has 2 exons.
GCAGAAAUCCAGAAAGAAACCCAUUUUACGCAAUAGCAAUAUUCUUCUUCUUCCAUUAAACCCAUUUUCCAAAAAUAAACGCCACGUAUCACCAAACAGCUCCAAGUUCUACUCAAAUUGAAAACCACACCAGGGGUUGAAAUGAAUGGUGCUUCCUCAUCCAGUGGUAUAAGAGCUGCUUUAUCCUAUUGUGUGCAGCAAGUACGAAGGUAUGAUUAUCAUCACUACCUCUGCCUUCUUGAACUUCCACCAAACAUGCGGAAGGCUGCAUUUGCUCUCAGAGCUUUCAAUGUCGAGACAUCCCGAGCUAUGGAUGUCGCCUCUGAUCCAAAAAUUGGUCUUAUGCGCUUGCUGUGGUGGCAGGAAGCUUUAGGCAAGAUCUAUUCGAACAAGGUAAUUGAGCAUCCAGUAGCUCAGGCCCUCACUACUGUUGUAUCUGAGCACAAGGUUAGCAAAAGUUGGCUGAAACGAGCUGUGGAAGCUCGAAUAAACGAUGCAAAUAGAGAAAAUAAUGAUAUUCCACAAACUGUUGAAGAGUUGGAGCAAUAUGCUGAGGACACGUCUUCGACUAUUCUCUACUCUACACUUCAAGCAGGUGGUAUUAAAUCCACAGCGGCAGACCAUGCUGCUUCACAUAUCGGUAAGGCAAGUGGUCUCCUUUUGCUGCUUAAAUCACUGCCGUAUCAUGCUAGUAGAAACCAUCAGUUUUCAUAUAUACCAGCUAAGGUGGCUGAGAAACAUGGAUUGUCGGUUGGUCAGUCGGAGAUCAGAAAGGACUCGCGUGAGGCCCUUUGUGAUGCGGUAUUUGAAAUGGCAUCUGUAGCUAAUGCACAUCUUCAGAAGGCUCGAGAAUUAGCUGGAAGUGUUCCAGCUGAAGCUCGACCUGUGCUUUUGCCUGCUGUGCCUGUCCAGGUCAUUUUAGAUUCUUUGGCUCGGGUGCAGUUUGAUGUAUAUGAUCCACGGCUGGCACGUGGAAUCUUAGGUGCUCCACCUUUGUUGUUUCAGUUGAAACUGAAAUGGUAUUCAUGGAGGGGUAAAUAUUGACAUUACCUUUAUGGCUCUGCUGGCUCUUUUUGAGUAGAUUGGAAAUGUUAAGUGUGGAUGAAUGGUUCAUCCCUUUAUAGAGCAUGUGUGUUGAGCAAUUUUUUAUGUCUAAGCUAACCACUGACUAGCAUUACAAAUAGGAAUUUUUGUAUGAGUAAUUGAAUCCUCGCAUGAAUAAAAUGAUGAUUCUAUGGUUGGUGUUUCA